Molecule: messenger RNA, 1379 nt
Organism: Babesia bovis T2Bo
Lineage: Eukaryota; Apicomplexa; Aconoidasida; Piroplasmida; Babesiidae
Product: putative methionine aminopeptidase type II
Exons: 4
Coding region: 41-1339 (432 amino acids)
Biological process (GO): proteolysis
Molecular function (GO): metalloaminopeptidase activity
Source: RefSeq, a predicted model, not a curated record
GAAUAGCAUACCAUCACAUUGGAAAAAACCUAUUUUAAAAAUGCAGUCAACUGAAUCCGCUGAUGAUUCAGUUCUACGCGUAUGUUCUGUGUCAAACCAUAGACGUACGAAGAAGGUCCAACAAAAAAUCAACAAGGAUUCUUCUGAUGAUUUAAUGGAAUUGGAAUCUUUAUCUGUAUUAGAUUCUAAUCCGUUGUUACACGCUUCUGAGCCUGGAGUUCCACUACGUUGUUUAAAUACAUGGACUUCAGAAUCACCUUUUCCUAAGCCUGUACAUGAACAGUUUAAGGACGGCCAAUAUCCAUUAGGCGAAGUUUGGGAAUAUAGCGGUGCCGGAGCUACCCGUGUGAAUGAUGCGGAAAAACGCCAUUUGGAUAAGUUAUCAAUAGACAGCUACCAGGAUUUGCGUCGUGCUGCUGAGGUUCAUCGACAAGUUCGACGUUACAUUCAAUCUGUAAUUCGACCGGACAUAUCGUUGAUUGACUUGGUUAAUGCCAUAGAGACCAAGUCUAAGGAGCUGAUCGCAUCUGACGGUCUGAAGUGUGGUUGGGCAUUUCCGACAGGUGUUUCUAUUAACCACUGCGCAGCUCAUUACACUCCUAACUAUGGUGAUAAAUCUAUGUUGCGGUAUGGUGAUGUUUGCAAAGUUGAUUUUGGUACUCAUGUAAAUGGUCACAUCAUCGACUGUGCUUUCACUGUAGCAUUCGAUGAACAAUAUGACAACUUGCUUCGUGCUACUCAGGAUGGUACUAAUGUUGGCAUAAAACUCGCUGGCAUUGACGCUCGUUUGUGUGAGAUUGCUGAGGAAAUACAGGAUACUAUUGAGAGUUAUGAAGUCGAGAUCAAUGGCAUCACAUGUCCUGUAAAGGCUAUUCGCAACCUUACUGGGCAUAGUAUUGGAUCAUAUCGCAUACAUUCUGGCAAGGCGGUGCCAAUCGUUCGCAACAGCGGGUGCACCGACAUUAUGGAGGAGGGUGAUUUAUUUGCUAUUGAGACAUUUGCUUCUACUGGUAAAGGUCUAGUCCUCGAGUCUAUGGAAUGCUCACACUACAUGAAAGACUUCAAUGCUACUUACGUCCCUUUGACACUUAAGAGUGCUCGUGAAGUAUUGAGGAGCAUAAACACUCACUUUGGUACAUUAGCUUUUUGUCGACGUUGGUUGGAUGACGUUACUGGUUCUCGUAAUCUGUUAGCUUUGAAGCAUUUGGUUGACAAGGGUGUUGUAAAUCCUUAUCCUCCUCUUUGUGAUGUUCGUGGUUCCUAUACUUCUCAGAUGGAACAUACGAUUCUGUUACGUCCAACUUGCAAAGAAGUGUUAUCUCGUGGAGAAGAUUACUGAAGUUGCCCAUCAUCAACCCGAGUGGUAAAUAUGAAUAUAC